AUGUCAUUACCAGCGGUGAAAAAGUUGAAGACGGAAGUUCGUCGGCCUGACGGUAUGCAGCGAGAACUCUACUCUUUGUUGGGUGAAAACACUCCCCCUGUUAUGGUUGUGCCAGAUCAUUACAAGGGUAAACCGAACUGGAGGCAGAAAGCGACACCUUGGAAUUGGUGUCCAUUCACAAACAGGGCCCGCGAUGACUCGCUUGUGCUCAAGCACUGGGUCCGUGGCCAGCCAGACACAGACGAAAUCUACCGUUUUGCAAAGUUCAAUGUCAAAAUCAAUGUUCCAGAGUGGUCCGAUGAGGAUUACCAACUUUUCAAACGAGAUGAAUGGACUAUCGAAGAGACACGCUACCUCUUCGACCUUUGCCGUGAAUUCGACUUGAGGUGGCUUGUAAUUCACGAUCGAUACGACUAUCAAUCAGUCCUGGAUCGUAGAAGCAGUGUUGAUUCAUCAGUUGAGGCUGGAGCUGAAAAAAGUGACGCGCCUGACGAUCAAAUACAAAAUGUUUCUCAGCUGCGAACCAUUGAGGAUUUAAAGUCUCGUUAUUAUGAGGUUUGCAGCGCUUUGCUUAGGAAGAGUUCUUAUCUGUCGCCUAACGAUGAGGAGUUACUCGAACAGAUGAACUUUUCUAAAGAGAAUGAGGUCAAGAGAAAAGCUCAUCUAGAGAGACUGAUGUCGCGGUCACCAAACCAAGUUGCUGAGGAAGAGGCGCUCGUUCUUGAAUGUCGACGUCUGGAAGCUCUCGCUGAUCAGAUGGCCCAUGAGAGAGCGGAAAUAAUCUCCCUUCUGGAUACCCCUGCUGCAACUGGCAGCAUCGCCCAAUACCAGUCAAGCCAAGGUGUUACUUCUCUCCAUCAGCAGUUAUUGGCCGAAAAAAGCCGUAAACCGAAAGAACAUGUGAACAUUGUGAAUGCGCAGAGCGGCCCAGCAUUCAAGAAAGGGCAUGUGGAUGAGGCUAAAUCUGGUCUAGCGGCACAGAUCAUUCAAAAGCGUCUCAGUACAAAGGAAGAAGCAGCAUACGGUAUCACAUACCAUGAGAAAUUCGCUCCUGGCGUUUAUCUCCGGUCCGCUAAGUUGACUACGUUGAAACAGAACCAGGCAUCCCGAGCUCAAAGCGUAUUCAAUGAGCUCAGUAUACCUAUGCGCCCAAUAAUGCCCACCGCUAAAGUUGCCGCGAAAUUUGACACGCUUUUACAGUCUAUUUCCCUUCUUCUAGAUGCUAAGCGAGCGCUUGACAAAAUCGAGGCUGAGCUUAGGGUCUCGAAAGAGGUGAAAGCAAAUUCGGGAUCUUAA
Messenger RNA from Wickerhamiella sorbophila, 1296 nucleotides. RefSeq names its product SWR1-complex protein 4. The transcript has a single exon. Lineage: Eukaryota; Fungi; Ascomycota; Dipodascomycetes; Dipodascales; Trichomonascaceae. Gene Ontology annotation, biological process: negative regulation of transcription by RNA polymerase II; chromatin remodeling; DNA repair. Gene Ontology annotation, molecular function: transcription corepressor activity. Gene Ontology annotation, cellular component: NuA4 histone acetyltransferase complex; Swr1 complex. Bases 1 to 1296 code for a protein of 431 amino acids. The record is from RefSeq and is a predicted model, not a curated record.